Molecule: messenger RNA, 3927 nt
Organism: Charadrius vociferus (killdeer)
Lineage: Eukaryota; Metazoa; Chordata; Aves; Charadriiformes; Charadriidae
Gene: NAIP
Product: NLR family, apoptosis inhibitory protein
Exons: 12
Biological process (GO): detection of bacterium; defense response to bacterium; pyroptotic inflammatory response
Cellular component (GO): IPAF inflammasome complex
Molecular function (GO): ATP binding; cysteine-type endopeptidase inhibitor activity involved in apoptotic process
Source: RefSeq, a predicted model, not a curated record
AUGAGAAAUGAAGGCAACAGAUUGAAGUCCUUCUUGUCCUAUACGUCCCAUUCAUCAUGGUCUUUGACAGAAAUGGCAGCUGCUGGGUUUUAUCACACGCUUGUUAAGUCCAGCGUGCAAUGUUUUUGCUGUGGGUUGGUUUUAUUUACCACGAAGGUUAGAUGCACCCCAUACGAACAGCACAAGAAGUUUUCUCCCACUUGCGAUUUUGUCCUGGGCAAAGAGGUGGGUAAUAUUUCUAAGUAUGACGUACGCGUUAAGAAGGCGGAGAAGAAUCCAGCAGAAUACAGCUACAGCACAGAGGACGCGAGGCUGCAGUCCUUCGACGGAUGGCCAUUCUAUGCCAGGGGAACAAAGCCCGAUUUGCUUGCCAGAGCUGGGUUUUUCUUUACAGGCAAGAAAGAUACAGUGCAGUGUUUUGCUUGCGGUGGAUGUCUGGGAAAUUGGGAAGAUGGUGAUGAUCCUUGGAGGGAACAUGCUAAAUGGUUUCCUGAGUGUGAAUUCCUUCAAAGUGCGAAAUCAAGUGAAGAAAUUAAAAAGUACAUUGAAACCUACAGUGGAUUUGUUGGAGUGGUGGGAAGGCAUUUCACAGCUUCCUUUAUCAAGGAGAAUUUAUCUACUGCAGCAGGUGAUCUUGUCUUGAACAUCUUUGAGGACGAAGGAGUUCGACUGGACUCUUUUAAAACUUGGCCAGCAGAAGCCCGUGUUGAAGCCACCGCUCUUGCUAAAGCCGGGUUUUUCUAUACAGGUUUGAACCAAGAGAAGGUGAUAAGGUACAGUGCUUCAACUGUGCACGUUGCUUACAGGAAUGUGAAGAAGGUGAUGAUCCUAUGGAACAACAUGCAAAAUGGUUCCCUGAACGUGACACCUGUUGAAAGUCAGUGUGUUCAAGAAGCGAAGAACUUGACCGAACAACUUACGAAGGCUUACAAUCGUAACAACUUCAGCAAAUUGUUUUCCUUUGGGAACUCAAACCAUUUGGCUAUUGACUUGAAAUUACUCUAUGGGGACCCAUCAGUUGUCUCAAAGGAUAUUAAAGAUCAGCCAAUACAGCAGCUCUUUCUUCAUGAAAUCCUUGCGAACCUUAGCUCUACCAUUGUGUUGGAAGGUGAAGCAGGAAGUGGAAAAACAGCAUUGCUCAGGAAAAUAGCUCUUCUUUGGGCGUCAGGCUGCUGCCCCAUUCUGAGCAGGUUUAAGUUUGUAUUUUAUCUCUCCCUGACUCAUGCAAAAUCAGAUCAGAGCAUGGCUGAUAUUAUAUGCAAUCAGCCAGUAGGAUUUGUGGGACCAUUGACAGAAACAACUCUAAGAGACAUAAUUCAGCCACUGAAAAACCAGGUCUUAUUUCUUUUGGAUGACUAUAGUGAGGUGAAUUCAGUGCCCCAAACUGUAGAAGAACUUAUACAAAGGAACCAUCUUUACCAGCAUUGUUUGGUUGUUGCUGUCCGUACUAACAGGAUGAGAGAAAUUCGCAAGUAUGCAACCACCACUUUAAGCGUUGCAGAGUUCCCUCUGUCCAGCACUCUGUAUGUACUAAGGAAACUGUUCUCCUACAAUAUUGACCUUGUGGAGAAGCUUCUCAUUCAGCUGGAGCUUGAAAAGUCUAUGAAGACCAUUCUAAAGACACCGCUUUUUAUGGUGUCUCUUGCUGCAUAUUGGGUACAGCACCCAAGGGGCAACAUAAUCAGCAAUGAGGUUAUUUUUAAAGCCUAUCUGCUCUAUCACUUACUAAAAUACAGUGAAGAAAGAGAACAUGUACUGGCUGUGUUUUCCUCAUGUGGUGAGCUUGCCUUAACUGGUCUUUUCAAGCCAUCCUUUGAUUUCACUGAGUAUGAUCUGUCUGAAGCAGAAGUUGAUGGAGAUGAAGCUGUUAGGCUGGGUUUGCUAAGCAAAUUUACUGCCCAAAGGCUUCAUCCAGUUUAUAAAUUCUUUCACCCCUUGUUCCAGGAGUUUCUUGCAGGAAGAAGACUGAGUGAGCUCCUGGUUUCUGAUUAAAAGGAAAAACUGGAGCAAGGGAUGCAGUACUUGCAGCAAAUCAACACAUUUAGAAAAGUUGCUGGCCGCUAUAGUUUUUUAUUGGAUUAUGCUUGCAGGUUCUCUUCCAAAGCAGUGCCCCAAAUUAUAUCCUAUUUAUUUAAAUUGAUUGACUGCAAGGAGUCAUUGGAAAGCCAGUCAGAAAAUGAUGAACAUCUGCAGCACCAUUCAGACCUUCCAAUAAAAAUUUUGUUUAUUGACCAGUUAAGUUUUAUUGAUCCAAAACUGCUUCUUCCAGUUUUCAUUCAGCAUUUACUGAACUUUGCUACUUCUGUAGCUUAUGAGAGUAAUACUGUCUCUGUGUGUGCCCCAAUCAUUUUUCAGUUCCUAAGAGGCAAAGAUAUUUCAUUAAGUUCAUUUUUAUCAGCACCAAAAUCUAAGCUGCGUUUUUUCCAGGAUUACCCAGAAUCGCUCUCUCUACCCAGCAGUUUUCAGGUUGAAGUACAAGGAAGUGAGCACAAACAAGAAUUUAAUGUAUCUGAAAUAGCUGCUUGCUAUUCUUCACUGGAGAUGCCAACAAUUGACCGGGAUUAUGCUCCUGCGUUUACACUUUUUAAGGACAUGGCACAAAAAAUUAAAAAAGAAGAAGAAGAAAACCAUAGAUUCAUUUCACUAAUACAAAGACAUCUACCAGACUCCAUUGUGUGUCCUUUCCUACAUACAACAGGGAAGAUGCCACUUUUAAAAUGUACAUUCAGAAACAUCAGUUCCUUUCAGGAAGCUGACCUCAGAAAUUUGAUGACGCUGUUUUCCGUUGCGGAUUAUAUUGAACUUCAGCUGAAUAACAGUCCUGGUUUUAUAGAAGUUAUCCGACCUGCUAUUGAACAGUACAAGGAACACUUUAAAAAAUGUAGUCUACAUCAUCUUAACUUGAGCAUAUCAGAGCAAGAAUUACUUCUCUUGAUGCCUUUUGUGGAAUGUCUUGAGAUAGCCGAAAAAGAAAUGCCAGAACUACUUUUUUCAAAUUUGGACAAAUUCAUCCGCCUUGAGGAACUGUCAGUGAGUCAAUGUGAGAACAGCAAUGUAUUUGAUACAAUACCCGAUGGCUUCAAAAAUCUCUGUAACAUGAAGAAAUUGUCGAUAAGAAGAAUGAAGCUUGAAAACAGCUCUAGGCUGGUUGAAUUUAUUAAGAGCUUCCAAGACCUCUCUGUUUUUCACCUGGACUGCUCCAGCUACUUCGAUUCUGGAUCCCUACUGGCAGCAAUUUCUUCAUGCAAGAAGUUAACAGAAAUCAAGCUAACUGGGUCAUUUUUGGGAGAUGGAGAUCUGCUUUCUUUAGCUGCUGCUCUGCCCAAUUUUGUCUCUCUGAAACUGUUGAAUCUUAAAGGGCAAUAUUUUGAUGACAAGGAAGCUUGUGAAAUCUUUGCAUACAAUUUAGGUGUUCUUCUUAACCUGGAGGAGCUCAUCCUUCCUGCAGGGAAGGGAAUAAGGUCUGCAGCCAAACUGAUUGUUCAGCAGUGUCUACACCUGCUGCACCUCAGAUGCUUCUCACUUACCCUAUGUCUGGAUGAUGACAGGCUGUUGGAAAUAGCAAAGGUUGCGAAUUGUGGAGGUUUCCAGAAGCUUGAACAGCUCUCACUGUCAGUAAAUCAUGACAUUACUGAAACUGGUUGGAGAAACUUCUUCAGAACACUUAAUAACAUGCCUGCUUUAAAAGAGCUGGACAUUAGCCGUAUGUUCACACAUCAGAUCAAAGCCAGUGCACCAACAGUGACAGCUUUUGUCCAGUGUGUUUCUCGACUGCCUGGUCUUGUGACAAUAGUGAUGAUGGGCUGGCUCCUUGAUGCAGAGGAUCUUAAAAUGUUUGAGAUCAUGAAGGAGCAGCAUCCCCAGUCUAGGAGCUUAAAAUUAUCUUGGCAAUGGGUCUUGCCACUUUCACCAAUUUUUCAAGACUAG